Molecule: messenger RNA, 1644 nt
Organism: Leptosia nina
Lineage: Eukaryota; Metazoa; Arthropoda; Insecta; Lepidoptera; Pieridae
Source: the annotation of a GenBank genome assembly
AUGACACGUACUAAGGCUCGCCCGGGGGGCACGAGACCGACCCUGGCAAGUCGGAGUCGGGACAACAUUUCCAGGAUUAUAAAUUCAAUAGUUGGCGCUGCCAGAUACUGCAUUGGUUUCGGUCAGACAUCCGAUUGUUCGAGCGACCGUCGCGUUGUAAUACCUUCAAACGGGUGGCGUGCACAGAGCUGCGAGGGGGAGAGAGAGAGGGAAGAUAUGGCUGCUCCUGAGUGCGAGCGAGAGGCUCGUAAGCGGCGCGAACGCCGCGAUUCUGGAUGCGCCCAUGAGCGUAAGGAGAGAAGGCCGCACAGCGAAGAGAGACUACCGCCUCCACCUCCGCCGCCACUGCUUCAUGAUUACAAUCGACUUGAGUCUGAACGACGUGCAGAAAGGCUGUCUCGCGCACGCAGACCACAGUUCGGCAAACGACGGCGAGCGCCUCGCCUACCGCGACAGCCCAAGGAAAAUGACUACCACCAAGAAGACACCCGAUGUGGAACCCCACCACAUUUCGAAUACGUUGUACAGCAGAAACCAGAAUCUUGCGAUGAAAUCGAGAGACCCCAUAGUUUUCACCGCGAGGAGGUCGAGUACACUCGUCGUGACGAGCGUAGUGUAGCCCCUCGCAGAACCCAAGCCAGUCCCGACAGAAGACUCGAGAAGAUUAACAAGAGGAUCGUGAUCCUCAAGAAGACAAUAUUCAAAUACGAGAACGAAUUCGAGGCACAAAAUGGCCGCGCGAUCUCGCCAAACGACCGAAUAACAGAUCUCCAAUACAACCGGAUGCUGGAGACGCUCCGACGCCUGCAAGCGGAAAAGCGCUGCAUCAAAUCGGACCCAGUGGAGUACGCGCUUAAGGUCCAAGCUGCAAAACAGCAAAAGGAAAGGGAUGAGAGGCUGGAGGUAGCGCUGAAAAGCGACAAGCCGAUGACGGAAAUUGUACAGGAUAUUGAAGAGUGGAUUGAUGGCUGUCGUCAAGCUGCCGGUAGAGCAGCAAUACCAGAAACCUCUUGGACAUCAGCGCAAUUAGCAGCCGAGAAAGCCUGCGUGCAGCGCGCUUUAUUACGCCUUGAAGCAGCACGUGGGAGGCCAGCAGCGAAUACUGCUGAGCGCGGUGCAGCGAGACACCUCUAUGAGCGAUACAGAGCUGUCAAACGGAGCCUACAGUCAAGAUCUGAUAUUAUGGGAACGAACGGCGAACUGGCGACGAUCCACGAACACGAGACCAUGUUAUUUACAAGCGUGGAUAGCUCCAGCGAUUCACAGGAGAAACCUUCGGACUCCUCACAGGAGACCACUGAGACUCCCUUGCAGUCUCCCCCUACCAGGGAUAUAAUGGAGGAGAUGCCGUCAUCCACAUCUUCCGCCAAGUCCGCUACCAGCGAAGAGACACCCUCCAACGAAGGCCUCCACUUCCUGGGUCUUGAGGAUUUGGCCCGAGCUCUCAGUGAAGCUAAGAUGCAGAAAUGUCUCCUUCGACGAACCAUCAAAGAAUACGAAAUGAACUUCGAGAUGCAGAACAGCAGAAAGGUGCAGAGAGACGACAAGAAGGGAAGAGAAGAGGAGUACCAGAGAUACAAAGCUGUCAAGGCGAGGAUAAAAUUAUUGAACGCUCUAAUCAAUAAACAGAAGUCAUUGCAAUAA